Molecule: messenger RNA, 3167 nt
Organism: Solea solea (common sole)
Lineage: Eukaryota; Metazoa; Chordata; Actinopteri; Pleuronectiformes; Soleidae
Product: nucleolar protein dao-5
Exons: 31
Coding region: 92-3016 (974 amino acids)
Source: RefSeq, a predicted model, not a curated record
GCUUCCAACACCCAGUGCAUGACUUAUAACUGCACAGGUGGGUCUGUCAGAGGAGACCUGGUUCCCUGGACAGAGAAGGAUCUGGACCUGUAUGGAGUCCAAGCUCACCGGAGCUCCAGGUGGGGCAGACACUGAUGGCUUCCUUAAGCCUGCAUCGGUCCCUCCUGGUGGUCUGGAGCCACUUGUUGAGGUAGCAGAGCCUGCAGGUCUGGAGGAUCAACCUGGAAAGCUCCCAGACACAGGAGAUAGACAGGAGCUGUUCUCGUUUGACAGCUCUCCAGACAGCGAGGAUGAGGGCAUUGGCAAGAGAGACAAGAAAAAGAAGCUAAAGAAAAAGAAGAAGAAGAAAGAUUCCAGCUCAUCCUCCUCAUCUUCAUCAUCAUCGUCCUCCUGCUCCUCCUCCUCGUCUUCUUCCUCCUGUUCUUCCAGCAGCUCAUCAGACAGUGACAGUGAGGAUGACAAAAAGAAGAAAAAGGACAAGAAGAAAAAGGAGAAAAAGGAUGAGGAAAAAGAGUUCAUCUGGGACGAAGUCAUCAUAUCUCAGACUGGUCCCAAUGGUGAAAUCGUGCAGGUGUGCAGAGAGAACGUGAAGAACCUGGAUGUGGACUCUUCAGAUGAGGAGGCUGACAAGAAGAAGGAGAAAAAGAAGAAGAAGAAGAAGGACAAGAAGAAGAAGAAGAAGAAGAAGAAGAAGAAGAAGAAGGAGUCAUCCUCUUCUUCAUCUGACUGUUCGUCAUCUGACAGUGAGGAUGAUAAGAAAAAGAAGAAGAAGAAAAAGAAGAAGAAGGACUCCAGCUCCUCUUCCUCAGAUAGCUGCUGCUCCUCUUCAUCCUCCUCCUCAUCUGACAGUGAGGACGACAAGAAGAAAAAGAAAAAGGACAAAAAGAAGAAGAAAAAGAAGGACAAGAAAAAGGAUUCCAGCUCUUCAUCCUCGUCCUCAUCAUCUGACAGUGAUAAAGAUAAGAAAAAGAAGAAGAAGGACAAGAAGAAUAAAAAAGACAAGAAAAAGGAUGAAGAUGAGACAGAGGUCAGCUGUGUCGUUGUUCUUUCAGCAGCUGAUAACGAGACCGCAGGCCCAAGCACUGAUGGAGCUAAAAAGACAGAUGGAGAUGCUGCAAAGGUCAAAGACAAGGACAAGCUGGCCGCUGCUUCAGCUGGGGGCGUAGAAGCACUCUCUGGUGCGAUUGAGGAUGGCAACCUGAGUGAUGAUGAGGGAGAGGCGGACAAGGAGAAGGACAAGAAGAAGAAGAAGAAGAAGAAGAAGAAGAAGAAGGAAUCUGGCUCAUCUGCAGACAGUGAUGACGAUGAUGAUGAUGAUGGAAAAGAUAAGAAGAAGAAGAAAGAGAAAAAGAAGAAGAAGAAGAAGGACUCGUCCAGCUCCUCCUCAUCAGAUAGCUCCUCUUCAGACAGCGAAGAUGACAAAAAGAAAAAGAAGAAGAAAAAGAAGAAGAAGAAGCAGAAGAAGAAGAAGGAUAAGGAUUCCAGCUCCUCUUCUUCAUCAGACAGUGAAGAUGAGAAGAAGAAGAAGAAGAAGAAGAAAAAGAAAAAGACAAAGAAAAAGAAGGAUAAGGAUUCCAGCUGCUCUUCUUCAUCAGAUAGUGAGGAUGAGAAGAAGAAGAAGAAGAAGAAGAAAAAGAAAAAGACAAAGAAAAAGAAGGAUAAGGAUUCCAGCUGCUCUUCUUCAUCAGAUAGUGAGGAUGAGAAGAAGAAGAAGAAGAAGAAGAAAAAGAAAAAGACAAAGAAAAAGAAGGAUAAGGAUUCCAGCUGCUCUUCUUCAUCAGAUAGUGAGGAUGAGAAGAAGAAGAAGAAGAAGAAGAAGAAAAAGACAAAGAAAAAGAAGGAUAAGGAUUCCAGCUGCUCUUCUUCAUCAGAUAGUGAGGAUGAGAAGAAGAAGAAGAAGAAGAAGAAGAAAAAGACAAAGAAAAAGAAGGAUAAGGAUUCCAGCUGCUCUUCUUCAUCAGAUAGUGAGGAUGAGAAGAAGAAGAAGAAAAAGAAAAAGACAAAGAAAAAGAAGGAUAAGGAUUCCAGCUGCUCUUCUUCAUCAGAUAGUGAGGAUGACAAGAAGAAGAAGAAGAAGAAGAAGACAAAGAAAAAGAAGGAUACGGAUUCCGGCUCAUCCUCCUCCUCUUCUCCCUCUGAUAGUGAAGAUGACAAGAAAAAGAAAAAGAAAAAGAAGAAGAAGAAGAAGGAGUCCAGCUGUGACGACAGCUCCUCUUCUUCAUCCUCCUCUUCCUCUGACAGUGAUGACGACAAGAAAAAGAAGAAAAAGAAAGAUAAGAAGAAGAAGAAGAAGAAAAAGAAGGAUUCUUCUUCUUCUUCUGACUCCUCCAGUGAUUCUUCCAGCGAUGACGAUAAGAAGAAAAAGAAGAAGAAAAAAGACAAGAAGAAGAAGAAAAAGAAAGACAAGAAAAAGGACUCAGAUUCUUCAAGCAGUGAAGAUGACAAGAAGAAGAAAAAGAAGGACAAGAAGAAGAAAAAGAAGAAAGACAAAAAGAAGGACUCCAGUCCAUCAGGUUCAUCUGAUAGUUGCUGUGACAGUGACAAGGAAAACAAAGAGGAGAAGAAAGACAAGAAGAAGAAGAAGAAGGGUUCUGCUUCAGAGAGUGAAAGUGAGAAGAAGAAACAGGAGAUUGAAUGUUUUGUUGGUAAGCCAAGUCAGGAGCCAAAAACAGAAGCUUCAAGUUCUUGUGGUGGAGAAGUCUCUGCUUCUGGUGGAGAAGUCUCUGCUUCCGGUGGCAGCAGCCCCAAGCCUGGUGGUGCUUCUGUUGUCUCCUAUGUGUCUCUCCCCUCCAAACCUGUCCUGAAGCUGGAUCCUUCUACUUCUUCUGCCAUCUCCAAGCCCACAGUCUCUAGCAUCCCAAUGGGUAUUGGAGAUAGGGCCCCAAUUCGCAGACCGCCUAGCCCCAUGGAGUCAUUGAUGAGCUCCUCACCGAGGAGAUAUGGCGAUGGAACGACCCGUACCACCACCCACCUAACCUCCAGUGAUUUGCUGAGAGGCCCUAAGCCUUACCAAUAAUGACACGUCAUUACUGGAUCAAAAAUAUCCUGUUACUUGUUUGUUUGUUUUUUAUUGGAGGAAGUUAAAUGUGAUGAUGAGCUUCUCUCAUUCCCCUGAUUCAAUGCAAGAAAAUUACAAUCACUCAUGAAAAAUAAAAGAAAUUAUUUGA